Phascolarctos cinereus (koala) is the source of this 377-nucleotide messenger RNA. NCBI's taxonomy places the organism in Eukaryota, Metazoa, Chordata, Mammalia, Diprotodontia, Phascolarctidae. The record is from RefSeq and is a predicted model, not a curated record.
UUCAUCGUGGACUGCAAUGACAAUGCUCCAAACAUCCUUUACCCAGCUCUGGCAUCUGACAACUCGGCCCUUUUUGACAUGGUCCCUACACUGGCCGAGCCUGGUUACCUGGUCACCAAGGUGGUGGCAGUGGACGCUGACUCGGGACACAAUGCCUGGCUGGCCUACUACGUGCUGCAGGCUACAGAUCCAGGGCUCUUGAGUCUAGGGCUUCGCACAGGCGAGGUAAGGAUCACCAGGGCUUUGGCUGAUGAAGAUGCAGCUCUGCACCGGCUUCCGGUCUCCGUGCAGGAUGGUGGACAGCCCCGUUGUCAGCCACUGUGGUUUUGCACUUGAUCUUUGCAGACAGCAUGCAGGAAGCGCUACCCGAAAUGAGG